AUAAAUGCAUUGAACAAUACUGAGCAAACACAUCUAGAAAAAGAAAAUGGCACUCAGUGGUCAAAGCUUCAUCUGUUAUUUUACUUUGACCUAGUCCACUGUACAGUUAUAGACCCAAUGCAUAACCUUUAUCUUGGAACUGCAAAGCAAAUGAUUCAGAUAUGA
Messenger RNA from Phycomyces blakesleeanus NRRL 1555(-), 165 nucleotides. RefSeq lists its product as hypothetical. Lineage: Eukaryota; Fungi; Mucoromycota; Mucoromycetes; Mucorales; Phycomycetaceae. The transcript has a single exon. The record is from RefSeq and is a predicted model, not a curated record. The annotation marks the transcript as partial.